CCUGUCAUCAAACUACAGAUGCUGUAAUACGCGAGGCGACUGUCAGAAAACAAACGGAAAUGACAGCCAGAUUUGUUCUCCUCUUCCUCGCAGUACUGUCCCUGUACAGCGCUGCAACUGCAAAAGUUGUUCACCCAUGCAAGAAGAAGCCAUGUGCUAAUGGAGGAAAAUGUAUUGAGAAAACACCAACGGAUUUCUACUGCAAAUGUGCUGCAGGGUUCUCAGGUGGCCAUUGUAGAGGAUCUGCAGACAAGUGCUUCAAUAAACCUUGUAGAAAUGGAGCGAUCUGUAAAAAUGACCCAAAUGGAUACACUUGUACAUGUUUGGUUGGAUAUGAGGGACGUAACUGUGGAAAAAAAUGUCGACAGGAGAAACUGGAUAUCCUUCUGAUUGAAGACGUAUCUUCAUCCAUACCCGAAGCACAAUACAUGGCGAUGAAGGACUUAGAAGUCGAACUGAUCUCUUACACUCUCAUAAGACAUAAUAGUAUUAAUGUGGCUUUAAUGACGUAUUCAGGAAAGGCUGAAGUGAACUUUUAUCUGAAUAAGAACAAGAACAAUAAAAGAGGUGCAAUUGCUGCUGUUAAUGCUCAGAAACAAACAGGCGGGUCCACUUUUCUCGCCGAUGCGAUCAGCUUGGCUAUAAGUGAUGUGUUUGUUGAGAAAAACGGCGACCGUCCAGAUGCAGAAAACAUCGUUAUUUUGUUUACGGAUGGCAAUAGUAGCAAAAAGUCAAGCAUAAGGGACCCCAUUGGCGAACUCCUCUCAGAGGCAACAGUUAUUAUCGUUACUCCGUCAUCAGGUGUUCUCGACCUGUCGGAUAUUAGUAACGUGGCGUCAGCUCCCGAUGAAGAAAAUGUUUUGUCUUUGAGCGACCCUUUGGCACUUGAUGAAAUCAAGAAGAGAACCAUCUACAGGAAGUGCAAUGUGAACGUGGCACUCAGGGAAUAGAAUUCGUGGUGAACCCUGACAUCGAAACUUUUUGUAGAAAUAGUUUCAUGAAUAAAACUGUUGCAUAGUAUAUACCUGCUGUA
Haliotis rubra (blacklip abalone) is the source of this 1033-nucleotide messenger RNA. RefSeq names its product matrilin-2-like. The transcript has 5 exons. Bases 60 to 950 code for a protein of 296 amino acids. Gene Ontology annotation, cellular component: plasma membrane; protein-containing complex. NCBI's taxonomy places the organism in Eukaryota, Metazoa, Mollusca, Gastropoda, Lepetellida, Haliotidae. Gene Ontology annotation, biological process: establishment or maintenance of epithelial cell apical/basal polarity; heterophilic cell-cell adhesion. The record is from RefSeq and is a predicted model, not a curated record. Gene Ontology annotation, molecular function: calcium ion binding.